CCGCUCGCUGGUUCAGCUGCGCGUCCACGCCGUCUGUCUAAAAUCCAAACCGUGUAUAUCCAUCUAUCCACAUCCCAGUCUGGAUAUUUUUCCCGUCGUGCCCGCAAGUGUUAAAGGAAAAGAAAUAUAUAUAUAUUAAAAAGAAAUAACGAAUUCUGAAAAGCAAAUUGCUCGAGUGCCAUAAACGCCAUCCAAUAAUCCCCGUUAACGGGCUCAUUAAAAAACCUUUCCGGCAAAACAUAAAAAUCGUUCGUCCGCAACACAUUCAAGUUUAUUUAUUUUUAAAUCAUCUAUUUAAACAAAAAAUGUGCUAGCAUUUAGCACACUGUGAUUUAAGCCUACUUAGUUUGUUUUUCUUGCCAAACGGAGCUUUUCCUAUUGGGAUUUAUCGACGGUGGCCCAAGUGCAACAAUACCAGCGGCAAAACGGAUAGCUGCCAGAGAUAUAGCCAAAACGUGUGCCAUGAAGGAGAAAAGCAAAAAUGCGGCACGCACCCGACGUGAAAAGGAAAACACGGAAUUCUGCGAAUUGGCCAAAUUACUGCCGCUGCCAGCGGCGAUUACUUCGCAACUGGACAAGGCCUCCGUCAUCCGGCUGACCACAUCGUAUUUGAAAAUGCGCCAAGUCUUUCCCGAUGGACUUGGCGAAGCCUGGGGCUCAUCGCCCGCCAUGCAGAGGGGCGCCACCAUCAAGGAGCUGGGCUCCCAUCUCCUGCAAACGCUGGACGGCUUCAUCUUCGUGGUGGCUCCGGAUGGGAAAAUCAUGUACAUCUCAGAAACGGCCUCCGUGCAUCUGGGACUCAGCCAGGUGGAACUGACGGGCAACUCGAUAUUCGAGUACAUCCACAACUACGAUCAGGACGAGAUGAACGCCAUUUUGUCGCUGCAUCCGCACAUCAACCAGCAUCCAGCCGCCUUUCUCAACUCCCUACAGCUCGCCCAGACGCACACGCCCAUCGGCAGUCCCAAUGGCGUCCAGCAUCCUUCGUCCUACGACCACGAUCGCGGAUCGCACACCAUCGAGAUCGAGAAGACCUUCUUCCUGCGCAUGAAGUGUGUCCUGGCCAAGAGGAACGCCGGCCUCACCACCUCAGGAUUUAAGGUGAUACACUGCUCUGGCUAUCUGAAGGCUCGCAUAUAUCCCGAUCGCGGGGAUGGACAGGGCAGCCUCAUCCAGAAUCUCGGCCUGGUGGCCGUCGGUCACUCGCUGCCUUCCUCCGCCAUCACAGAAAUCAAGCUCCAUCAGAACAUGUUCAUGUUCCGGGCCAAGCUGGAUAUGAAGCUCAUCUUCUUCGAUGCUCGCGUAUCGCAGCUAACCGGGUACGAGCCGCAGGACCUCAUCGAGAAGACCCUGUACCAGUACAUCCACGCCGCGGACAUCAUGGCCAUGCGCUGCUCCCAUCAAAUCCUGCUGUACAAAGGCCAAGUGACCACGAAGUACUACCGCUUCCUGACCAAAGGCGGUGGCUGGGUGUGGGUGCAGUCCUACGCCACCCUGGUGCACAACUCGCGCUCCUCGCGGGAGGUGUUCAUCGUGAGCGUGAACUACGUGCUGAGCGAACGAGAGGUGAAAGACUUGGUGCUGAACGAGAUUCAGACGGGCGUGGUGAAGCGGGAGCCAAUUUCUCCGGCGGCACAGGCGGCCCAAGCGGCAGCGGCGGCGGCAGCAGCGGCGCAGGCAGCCCAAGCGGUGCAGGUGGUGCCCCAGCAGUCGGUGGUGCAAGGGCAGUGCGCCGUUGCGACGGGUCAGCCGGUGGGUCCGGGAACGCCUGUGAGUCUGGCUCUGAGUGCCAGUCCCAAGCUGGAUCCCUACUUCGAGCCCGAGUUGCCACUGCAACCACCCAACGCAGUGACUCCCGUGCCACCGAACAACAACAGCAACAGCAGUAACAACAACAACAACAACGGCGUGUGGCACCACCAUCAGUUGCAACAGCAGCAGCAGCAAUCGGGGAGCAUGGAUCACGACAGCCUGAGUUACACGCAACUCUAUCCGCCCUUGAACGACCUUGUGGUCAGUUCGAGCAGCAGUGUGGGUGGUGGCACCGCCUCGAGUGCAGGCGGUGGAUCGAGUGCAUCGGCCUCCUCGUCCGGCGUCUACUCCACGGAGAUGCAAUAUCCGGACACCACCACCGGCAAUCUGUACUACAACAACAACAACCACUACUACUACGACUACGAUGCCACGGUGGACGUGGCCACCUCGAUGAUCCGACCCUUCUCCGCCAACUCGAAUAGCUGCUCCAGCAGUUCGGAGAGCGAGCGGCAGCUGUCCACCGGAAAUGCCUCGAUUGUGAACGGCACCUCGCCGUCGCAAACCACCUACAGCGAUCUAAGUCACAACUUCGAGCUGAGUUACUUCUCCGACAACAGUUCGCAGCAGCAGCAGCAGCAUCAACAGCAGCAGCAGCAACAUCUGAUGGAGCAGCAGCACCUGCAACAGCAGCAGCAGCAGCAGCAACAGAGAUUGCAGACGCAACAGCAGCAGCAGCAACACCAGCAAUACCACUAUGCAAUGCCCCACCAGCAACAGCAACAGCAGCAGCAGCAACAUCAGCGGGUUGUCAGCGAUUUUGCGGAGAGUUUCAAGAGCGUUAAUGCGGCUGCUGCGGCGGCGGCGGUGGUGGCCACGCCCCAUUACACCAGCGUUAUUGUGGAGCCGCAGCACUAUAUACCCAACGAUUUUGUGCAUUAACAGCAACUCGAUGUUGCUGUUGCUGCUGCUGUUGUUGUUGUUGUUUCUAAAACGCCGACUGCCCCCUCCGCCGGAUUCAAGUUGUUGCAAUGUUAUAUACGUACGAAUAUAUUAUAUAUCUUGUAUAUCUGGUAUAUCUGGUGCACCGCUGAGUUCUCAGUUCCAAAUUGUAAUAUGUGGCUGAGCCACAACAGAUCAUCUGAAUUUCAAACCCCGCCCCAAUUCUCUUUUAUUUAUUGGAUAACUUAUUUCCCCCGUUCACGUUAAUUAUGCAAAGGUUCAGUGUAAAGUUAUAAAGAAAUCGACUCAAAGCAAAGGAAACAAAAAUUGAAAAAAACGGAAAGAUCCUUGUUAACAAAUGCAAAUGCAAAUACAAAUUCUAUAAUAAAUAGUUGUAAGACCUAACUGUAAAAUGUUCAUAUAAACUAACUUAAAUUAAUUGCACAUACUUAUACUUAACUAUAUCGUAAUGCGCAUACAUUUGGCCCCUAUAAUUAUAAUACGGAAAGGUGUGUAAAUAGUGCCGGGUCCGCUCCACUAUGCAGAUAUCGAAUAUGAUCUUCAUAAGUCAAGUAAAUAACUGUAAAUGUAAAAUUAACUAUUAUCGCAAAUUUUUCUAAUUUGAAUAAACAAAUUAUUAUGUGGGUGAACAAUAAGCGAACGAGCGUUCAAUUAUUUCAAUAGGCCGCAUUUGGAAAUCACGAUGCUAAAGUUAAUAGUUUUUAUUU
Messenger RNA from Drosophila ficusphila, 3422 nucleotides. It is a transcript of the gene sim, whose product is annotated as protein single-minded. The transcript has 8 exons. The coding region runs from base 463 to 2694 and encodes 743 amino acids. Gene Ontology annotation, biological process: regulation of transcription by RNA polymerase II. Gene Ontology annotation, cellular component: nucleus; cytoplasm; transcription regulator complex. The record is from RefSeq and is a predicted model, not a curated record. Gene Ontology annotation, molecular function: protein dimerization activity; RNA polymerase II transcription regulatory region sequence-specific DNA binding; DNA-binding transcription factor activity, RNA polymerase II-specific. Lineage: Eukaryota; Metazoa; Arthropoda; Insecta; Diptera; Drosophilidae.